Schizophyllum commune H4-8 is the source of this 780-nucleotide messenger RNA. RefSeq names its product NAD(P)-binding protein. The coding region runs from base 1 to 780 and encodes 259 amino acids. NCBI's taxonomy places the organism in Eukaryota, Fungi, Basidiomycota, Agaricomycetes, Agaricales, Schizophyllaceae. Gene Ontology annotation, molecular function: oxidoreductase activity, acting on the CH-OH group of donors, NAD or NADP as acceptor. The transcript is spliced from 2 exons. The record is from RefSeq and is a predicted model, not a curated record.
AUGUCCUCAGCUACGCAACUUCCCCUCGCCGGCAGGGUCGCUAUCGUGACUGGAGCCUCCCGCGGGAUCGGCGAGCAGAUCGCUUUUGAGUUGGCGAAGCGCGGGGCGAAGGUCAUGAUCACUUUCACCUCAGAUAGCAGCCAGAAGCGCGCCGACGACCUUGUUGCCCGCAUAGCCGCGCUGAACAACGGUUCCGCCGCCGCCACCGUCAAGGCCGAUCUCCGCCUCCUGCCAUCCCCUCAACAGAUCGUUGACGCCACCCUCGCCGCCUUCUCUACCUCGCACAUUCAUAUCCUCGUCAACAACGCCGGCGUCGAGUUUCAAAAGCCCGCCAUCGACGUCACCCCCGAGGAAUACGCGUCCCUCUUCGACAUCAACGUUCGCGGCGCGUACUUCAUGACGCAGGCCGUCGCGCGGGUUCUGGGCGAUCACGGGCGGAUUGUCAACAUAUCGUCUGUCGGUGGGCGGGCUGGCUAUCAGGGCUUCUCGCUCUACUGCGCGAGCAAGGCCGCGCUGGAGGGCAUGACGCGCGUGUGGGCGGCCGAGCUUGGACCGCAGGGCCAUACCGUCAACGCCGUUGCGCCCGGUCCAGUGCAGUCCGACAUGCUGGACAAGAUACCGGCAGAGUUGAAGGAUUUCCAGAAAGCGCAUACGCCGAUGGAGCGCCGGUUCGGGACAGCGGAUGAUAUCGCUCAGAUUGUCGCAUGGCUCGCGGAGGAGAGCUCGCGCUGGAUAACGGGGCAGACGCUCUCGUCGACCGGAGGAUUCGCAAUGUAUUAA